GCCACACGAUGAAGGGACUUACAAUUAUCUCGCUUUUGCUUGUAGCUAUCAUGGUAUCUACAGCCGCUGCCCAAGGUGGGAUUUCAAGUUGUUGUCAGAGAACCUCGAACACCCAAAUCCAUCGAGACCUGCUGAAGAGAUACUACAUCCAGCAGCCGCCGUCGUGUUCUAUAUCUGCAGUGGUAUUCACCACAAUUAGUGGCAGGAGAAUCUGUUCGGACAGUUCGAAAACAUGGACGCAGACCAGCAUGGCCUAUCUUGAUGGAAAAGACUGGCAAAAACGAAAUAACACGGCAAAGAAAUAGUGACACAAAAUCUAUGUUCACCCAAAAUUGACAUUACUAUUUAAACUACAGAUUUUGCCACGGACCUUAAAUAUUUGCUUAUUUUUCUACCUUAUCUAACUUUCGUGAUGUUAAUAUGACAUUGAAUGUCUUCAUUGGAUUUCUGCAUGUAAAUAUGUAAAUAACAUGUUAUUGUGUAUGUCCAUAUAUUGGAAAUGAUAUGGAUUGAGAUUGGGUAAUAAAAGGUGUCACACUGUAA
Molecule: messenger RNA, 543 nt
Organism: Neolamprologus brichardi
Lineage: Eukaryota; Metazoa; Chordata; Actinopteri; Cichliformes; Cichlidae
Product: monocyte chemotactic protein 1B-like
Biological process (GO): immune response
Cellular component (GO): extracellular region
Molecular function (GO): chemokine activity
Source: RefSeq, a predicted model, not a curated record